Symbiodinium sp. CCMP2456 is the source of this 2445-nucleotide messenger RNA. The record is from the annotation of a GenBank genome assembly. NCBI's taxonomy places the organism in Eukaryota, Dinophyceae, Suessiales, Symbiodiniaceae.
AUGUUGGAUGAGCAGUGUGAAGCUGUCAGAUCAAAGGCCGGGCUGAUUCUCUGGCAUGCGCUGGGACACCUUCAAGCAGCCGAUGAGGAGCCUGAUCCAGAGCAGAUGUCGCGCGAUGCGAGAACUGUGCGCGCCCUGACUUGGGACGUGCUCCACAUCUUGAGCUUCCAUUGGCGAGAAAUGCCAGAGGCUGAUGGCUCUUUGACCUUGGAGGCAACGGCUGCCUCGUGCUUCGACCGAAUCUGCAAGGCCGCCGAGGCGAUGCAGAGCAUGGCAGCCGACGAGGGCUUCCGCUUGCAAUGCAUAACCCUGGCAACAUUCGUCUUGCAGGCCACGAGGCAAAUUGAAGAUAUUUUGGUAGCGAGUGGCGUUCCUACCGCAAUCGUUUCCGAGGAGCCCGGGGCAGACUUCUACAUCCCUGAGUCAGGGACUGAAGCAGAGUCCGGUGCCAUCACAGCUCCGACACGAACUGCAGGCCCAGGGGACGCCUUCAUCGGCAGCGCCACUGAUGGAGAAGGGCUGGAACAAAUUUUGGAAGGUCACCCAAUGCUUGCGCAAGAGCCACGAGAAGGACAAAUCCUUGCACAAGUGCAACGCCUGGAGAAUCAGCUGCAAGAUCAGACUGUGGAGCACGGGGGCGAACUUGCCAACCUCGCAGCGACGCUACAUAACCUGGGCUAUGCAAAGAUACAGGAGGGAGAAGCUGAAGGCGCCAGGCAGGCCUUGGACUACUUGCAUCAGAGCUUGCAGAUGAAGCGCUGCCUGCAUCAAGGUGCGGACCAUCUGAGCAUUGCUAGAACGUUGCAUGAGCUUGGCCGCGCGAGCAGUAUUCUUGAAAAUCGAGAAGAAGCCCAACGGUACUUUCUCGAGUCUUUGCACAUGAGCCGGCGCCUGCAUGGUAGUAGUGGUCAUGGAGAGAUUAUUACGACGCUCUACUCUCUCAGCAAUGAGCAUUUUCUGUGCGAGGAGUUCCAGCAAGCCCAGAGGUGUUUGGAGGAGGCGCUGCAUGUGGCAGAAAGCCUGUGGCCUGGUUACAUGGACGACUGCUCGGACACAUCGGACACGGACGGAAGCUCAGACCCUGAAAACGAGCAUCAGGAACCGAGCGACGUUUCCAGUGACGGACACGGAAGCGGCCGUCAUCCGCAGGACCGCGAGGACCGCAUGCUUUGGGCCCGAGGCGCAAGGUGCAUCGAGGCAGGCGACGACUGGGCGGACAACUUGCGGGAGCUUCUCCGAGGGCAAGAUCUAGAGUUCUGCCGCAUCCUCAACGCUGCUGGGAAGGUCCUGACAGUUCUCCCUUCCGCAGACUCCGCCGACUUGGAAGACACACCUCUCCCUGAAGACUUUCCGUUGCAAGUUUGGUUGGAGGCACCCGGAAUCCAGGACCGCUGGACCUUGUCAUCGGUUUUGCAUCUUCUCGCCCAGAUGCAUGGAGAAAAUGGUGACUUCCAGGCCGCAGCGAAUCUGUUUCAAAAGUCUCUUCUGGUGGCAGGUUGUCUUGCCGAUCACAAGGAUCAUGAGUCGAAAGCUCGCUCGCUGCACGAGUGGGGACGUAUAUGUCACCUUGCCCAGGACUUCUCACAGGCAGUCUGCUGCUUGGAGGAGGCACUCCGCAUGAAGAGAUCUGUGUAUGGGGACCAGGACACUGCCAGUGUCGCAAAGACGUUGGGCCUGCUCGGUCAAGUCAUGUUCGACACUGGCGAGCUCGACCACGCCAAGCAGUUUCUAGUAGAGUCUCUGCAAAUGCAGCGUUCCGUACAUCGUACCGGACACCACUUGGAUGUUUCGUUUACGCUGCGGGCACUUAGCCAAGUCUGCUCCGCGGGCCGAGAGUACGAGCAGUGCAUAAGCUACCUGUGGGAGUGUCUCGAGAUACAACAAGCAGUGCCUUGCAAAUCUGUCGACCUGGCCCAAACACACAUGGCAUUAGGUGAUGCAUUUAACAAGACCGGAGACUACGACCAAUGCAAAUCUUGCCUAUGCCGUGCCCUUCGUAUUCUGCGCGAAGCACGUGCCGAUGAGAACCGCCCUGACCUUGCUCUUUGUCUGCAUGCACUUGGCCAAGUCACUUCGCGAUGUGGUGAUGUAAACGCAGGCAUUGAUCUUUUGGGAGAGUCUCUGCGCAUUCAGCGGGCACUUUAUCCAGAUGAGGAUCGCCAAUCUACGGCGGUGACUUUGGGCGUUCUUGGGCAGCUGUGGGCUCGAGACGGAGACUUGUGGAAAGCCAGCAGAUGUCUGCAGGAAUCGCUGCGGAUCCUGCGUUCAGUUGACCCGGAAGGUAGCUCGAAUGCCGAGAACAUUGUCAAUACCGAGCGGCUACUUUCUCGGGUGUUGGUCGAAGCCAAGCGCAUCGAAUCAAAGAUGCUUGCUUUGGCUUUGACAUGCAUUGGCUGUCUUGGCCUGGUAGCCGCUGGAUUCUUCCGGCUCCGUAGAUGGCGGUGA